AUGGCUGCGCUGAAACGUACUCUGGAUGACUCUACGUCAAGCCGUAAACCCAAAAAAUCCAGAACAGAAUCACAUCAAACUAAAGCUUCUUCGUCCCAAACUAGCAAAACUUCGUCCUUGUUGUCCACUGAGGUUGACUUUCCUAGAGGAGGAGGAACGUCUUUUACUCCACUUGAAGUUAAAGCUAUCAGAGCAGAGGCUGUAAAAGAAGCUAACGCUGAACUUUUUCAAGAUGUUUCCAACGAAAAAAAAAGCAAAAAGAAGAAGAGAAAGACUGAUGUAGAAUCUUCAAAAGCCCAACCUUCAGAAUCAAAAGACAAGAUUAGAAUCGAACAUCUCAAUUAUAAACGCCUGAAUGUGGGAAUGAAAAUUUUUGGCCAAGUUGUCUCUAUCUUACCGCUUGCGUUGAUCAUCUCAUUACCCAAUCAACUCUUUGCCCACGUCCCAAUAACGAAUAUAUCCUCUCAAUACACCCAAAACCUGGAGCGGGCUGAGGAGGAAGAAGACUCAAUAAUGGACGACGAAGAAGAUGAAGAAAAUCUUAAAAAUGGUAUACCAGAGCUGUUCGAGUUAUUCAGGGUUGGACAAUAUGUACGAGCCGUUGUUUCUGCCGUUCACCAGCCCGGUGCAAGCGACACUUCUGGCAUAGGCAAAGCAAGAGAUGAUGCCACUAAAGCAAGCAAGAGGAUCGAGCUUUCCUUGAUUCCUGAAAGUGUUAAUGCUGGAGUUUCGAAAUCUGAUCUGAAAGAAGGAUUCACGAUUACUGCUGCUGUAAAAAGCAGUGAGGACCAUGGUUACAUUCUCGACCUUGGAAUUGCAGACGUCUCGGGUUUCUUACCUCAGAAAGAGGCCGACAAGGGCAGACUAAACGACGCGAAGCUACCAGUUGGUAGCAUACUGAAUGUUUCAGUUACCAAAAUGUCUUCGAAUGGUCGAACUUGCACAGUCAGUACAGACGCCUCUAUCUUUACAUCCUCUUGUCUCUCUGAGAUAUCUUCAGUGACAUCUGUGCUUCCCGGAACCCUUGUGCAAGCUUUGAUUACCUCUGUUCAUCCACACGGGCUCAAUUUACAAGUACUGGGUUUCUUUGAUGGAACAAUCGACCGUCUACACCUUGACGAAGAGCCAGAUUCCUAUAAAGUUGGCAAGAAAGUCAAGGCCAGAAUUUUGUAUGAAUACUCGUCUUCAUCACCACCUAAGUUUGCUCUCGCUCUUGUUGAUCACAUCGUCAAACUUCGAGCGCGUAUGGGGGUUGGUAAAAACGAGGCGGAGAGUGGCAACAGUAUCCAGGAGCUAUACCCUGUCGGCACGCUGCUGGAUGCUGUCAAAGUAGUCCGAUUAGAGACUGAACGUGGCUUGAUCGCUGAAAUUGCUCCUGGCAUUGAAGGAUUUGCCCAUAUUUCUCAUAUAUCUGAUGAUCAUGUUCCAUCUCUCUCACCGUCAGGAUCAUGGAAACCUGGCUCCUUUCACCCUGCACGUGUCACUGGUUUCUUCUCCUUUGAUGGUCUUCUUCAGUUAUCGUUGAAGCCGUCUAUCAUACAACAGAAAUACUUCCAGGUGGGAGAUGUUGAGGUUGGGGAAGUAGUCAAAGGUACCAUCAAAAAGCUCACAGACACUGGUCUCUUUGUAUCGCUGUCAGGUGGUGUUGAUGGUGUUAUAUGGCCUAAUCAUUACGCCGACAUCGUAUUGAAGCACCCGGCGAAAAGGUUCAAAGAAGGCGCCAGUAUUAAAUGCCGAGUUCUUGUUGUCGAUCCUGAGCGGAAGCGCAUCUCACUGACUGCCAAGAAAACUCUGGUGGAUUCAAAUCUUCCUGUUCUUUCAAGAAUAGAAGAUAUUGUCCCAGGAGUAGUGACUCACGCUGUAGUUUUCAGAAUCUAUGAAAAGCAUCUUUUAAUAGAAUUUUUCAACAAUCUGAAAGCAAUAGUGCCCUCAAAAGAAAUCAGCGAUACACCGAAAAGCCAGCUUUCCGAAGCCUUUCCUCCUGGACGAGUUGUCCGUGUUCGAAUCCUGGGUGUUGAUGAAGGCCGCGUCACAGCCAGCAUCCGUCAGGCUAAUUCCAACUUUGAAGUCGUCACGGAUAUCAGUGCCAUCGAAAUAGGCAACACCGUAGAAGGCACAGUGGCUGAAAUACACAAAGAUAACGCCGUCCUCACCUUGCAACCGUCCCGGGUCAAAGCCCUCCUUUCACUUAAAAACCUCGCGAACCAUCGCGGUUUGUCUGUUCCUCAAUUGCGCCUCAGCUUAAAGGUUGGCGAGAAAUUGGAUGAAUUGGUUGUGGUCACUCGGAAUCCCGAAAAGGCGUUUGUUUUGGUUGCAAAUAAACCUAAAACUAAAGGAGUAUCAUUAUCGAAGGGCUCUGCUGUAACAAUGGAAAAUGUCUCUAUCGGGCAGCUUGUAGGUGGACGCAUUACUCGUCACACGCGCCAUGGUGCUCUUGUCAAAGUUUCUUCAAAUAUUGGCGGAAUAUUGCACUUGACCGAUCUAGAGGAUGAUUUUGGUGGUGGCAUCACACUGCCUGCCAUUGAUUCCAUUAUCAAAGCAGUUGUUGUUGCCAUUGAUACCUCUAAGAGACAGCUAACUCUAUCUACUCGCCACUCGCGAAUGUACCCAGACCAAGUUCACAAUGUGGUUGAUCGGGAGAUCAGCUCCAUUUCAGAUAUACAAGUGGGCGACAGUGUGCGCGGGUUUGUCAAGAACAUUGCUGACCAUGGUCUUUUCGUAACGAUUGGCCGGGAAGUAGAUGGUCGUGUCCAAAUCAGGGAGCUUUUCGAUGAGUAUAUCAAAGACUGGCAAAGUAAAUUCAAAGAAUAUCAACUAGUUAAGGGCCGUAUUAUCAGUUUGGACCCUGUCGGUAAAAAAGUGGAGAUGUCCUUCAGAUCGAUUGAAGCUUCACAAAGGAAAACAUCUUCUGGCGUCACCUUGAGCGAUCUCAAGGAAGGUCAAAAGGUUUCUGGACUUGUGAAGAAGAUCGAAGACUACGGUUUGUUCAUUCAAAUCAAUGACUCAAAACUAAGCGGUCUUUGUCAUAAAUCUCAGCUUUCUGAUAAUGCUGAUGCUGACGUUGCUGGUGCUCUUCGUGGCUUCCGUGAGGGUGACAAGGUCAAGGCUUAUAUUUUAAGUAUCGAUAACCGUCGGAUAUCUCUCAGUUUAAAACCAUCUUACUUCAGUAAAGAAGACUUGGAUGAGGACACAGAUCCCGAGGACGAGGAUGCUGAGGAGAAUGAAGAUCAGGACAUGGAAGGACAGAGUGUUAUCGACGAACAUUCGGACCAGGACAUGGACCAGGACCAAAGCGGCUUGCAAGAGACUGGGUCCACCAGCCAAACCGGCAGCGAUGAUGAUGAUGACGAUGAUAUGCAGAUCAAUCUUGAGCAGAUGAAAAUCGAGUAUCAGUCGAAGAAAGCUUCAGAAUCAAGUAAUUCAAACAAUGCUCCGAGUUCAAGAGUGCCCACUCUCUCAUUGACCGGUGGGUUCAAAUGGACGGGUGAUGGUCAACUUCAAGAAGAGGCAGAAGAAUCAUCUGACGAAGAUGACGCGGAUGUCGGUCAAUCCAGCAAGAAGAAGCGCAAGCGCAAGCAGAUCGAGUUGGACCUUACUGCGGACAUGCAUACCAAGGCGCCAGAGUCGAAUGCUGACUUUGAACGCGUGCUUCUUGGUUCUCCGAACUCUUCGUUCCUGUGGAUACAGUACAUGUCUUUCCAGCUACCCCUAUCGGAAAUUGACAAGGCACGAGAAAUCGCUCGGCGGGCCAUUCAAACCAUUAAUUUCCGCGAAGAAAAAGAGAGACUUAAUGUUUGGAUCGCGCUGCUCAAUCUGGAGAAUGUCUACGGCACCGACGAGACCCUGGAUGCUGUUUUCAAAGAAGCUGCCCGUGCUAAUGAUUCUAAAACCAUUCAUUUGCGACUGGCCUCAAUUUUCGAGCAGUCUGAUAAAUUUGAGAAAGCCGAGGAACAAUACAAGCGAACUUGCAAAAAGUUUGGCGGAAGCUCAAAAGUUUGGACAUUAUUUGGUGAAUUCCAGUUGAAAAGAGGAAAUACUGAAGAAGGAAGGAAGCUUCUUCCACGCAGUUUGCAAAGCUUGGAAAAGCGAAAACACUUGAAAACAAUCUCCAAGUUUGCGCAAGUGGAGUACAAGUAUGGUGAACCAGAGCGAGGCAAAACAUUAUUUGAGGGUAUUGUCGAUUCUCACCCCAAACGAUGGGAUAUGUGGUCCAUUUAUAUGGAUAUGGAAUCAGUGCAAGGUGAUAUUCAAAGUUUGAGAAACCUCUUUGACCGAGUUCUAUCACUGAAAAUGACUAGUCAUAAGGCCAAAUCAUUCUUUAAGAAGUGGCUGGAGGUGGAGAAAAGAAUUGGCGAUGAAGAAGGAGUCACCAUUGUCAAGCAAAAGGCAACAGAGUGGGCACAACGGGCAUUAAAUGGAUCAUGA
Messenger RNA from Psilocybe cubensis, 4425 nucleotides. RefSeq lists its product as uncharacterized. Lineage: Eukaryota; Fungi; Basidiomycota; Agaricomycetes; Agaricales; Agrocybaceae. The transcript has 15 exons. Gene Ontology annotation, biological process: rRNA processing. Gene Ontology annotation, molecular function: RNA binding; protein binding. The record is from RefSeq and is a predicted model, not a curated record. Gene Ontology annotation, cellular component: small-subunit processome; nucleolus. The coding region runs from base 1 to 4425 and encodes 1474 amino acids.